UGCGAAUAACUUCCUCUUUUAGUGACUGAGGAACUGCCAGUACCACGUAAGCAGUGGUCCCCACAACAAAGCAUGAAGCGAAAGACUCCUCAGAACUCUCUUUUUUUUACCCUUCCAUCUCAAACUUUCUUUUCCUUUUUCUCGCUUCCCAAACAGCCCUUCUUCUUACCCGCCCAUUAAAGUUCGAGAAAUCAAAACUAUGGAAUCGCAAGCCAAAGCUCAAACGGAACGGGCUAACCAGCAGAGUAAAGGAGCCAUGAAGAAAUCCUCUUCGAGAAACUCCGAUUCCUCUGGUCAAAUGGAGUCUCCUCACUCGCCUCUCCGGUUCCACUCGCCGCUCCGAUCCGAGGCCGGCGAUCCGCCCGACACUCCUCCGUAUGAGUCGCCGGUUAACUCGCCGGAAAAGCAGCCGGAUAACUCCAGGGCUAUCGUCGCAGUUGAGAAGGCCAAUCUCAACCACUACUCGUCCGAUCACCACAAGAAACCGCACCAGAAUGCGACGGCGCCGGCGAAGCCGCCUCUGCCGAUGUACAUCAACAGAGCGACAAAGGAGGAAGCGCCUCCGUCGGUCACGAAGGUCGGUCCCGUCGCCGGAGGCAGCGGAGGAGAUGACGGUGGCGUUGGCCGGAGGUCGAAUUUCGCGCCUUCGCCGGGGAGGAGGCCGAGGAAGGAGUUGUUGAAGAGUGCGGCGCUUGGGUUUCGUGUUAGUGAGUUCGUGCUCUGUUUGAUUUCCUUCUCUGUCAUGGCCGCAGAUAAGACUCAGGGUUGGAGCGGCGAUUCCUUUGAUCGAUACAAGGAGUACAGGUUUUGUCUGUCUGUGAAUGUUAUCGCGUUUGUAUAUUCGUUAUUUCAAGCUUAUGAUCUAGCAUUCCAUCUUGUCACCGGAAAACAUGUGAUCCGCCACCACCUUCGUCGCCACUUUGAGUUUUUCAUGGAUCAGGUACUGGCAUAUCUUCUCAUAUCAGCAUCAUCAUCGGCGGCCACCAGAGUAGAUGACUGGCAAUCAAACUGGGGGAAAGAUGAGUUCACCGAGAUGGCGAGUGCUUCGGUAGGGAUGGCCUUCUUGGCAUUUGCUGCCUUUGCCGUGAGCUCCCUUAUAUCGGGUUACAACCUUUGGAGUGAGAACACGAUGUGAACUGAGAUCGUGUAAUCAGUUGCUCGCAGUUUUUCAGUCUUAUCCGAAAAUAAUACAAUAGAAUGUGAAAGCAAAUAUAUAUAUAUUUCUUCCUUUUACUUGUUGUACAGAUAAAGAUUCAAUAGCCUUGUUUUCUUCUUACAAUUGGAAGGGAACAUAAUUUUAGGAAUUAUGUUUGAAUUCUCUAUGUUCUGUGUUUUUUAGACUGGAUUCUGAUGUACUUCAGUUCUGUUAUGCAAAUCUGCAUAACUUUCAGGUUGA
Morus notabilis is the source of this 1396-nucleotide messenger RNA. Its product is annotated as CASP-like protein 4A3. Lineage: Eukaryota; Viridiplantae; Streptophyta; Magnoliopsida; Rosales; Moraceae. The coding region runs from base 200 to 1135 and encodes 311 amino acids. The transcript has 3 exons. The record is from RefSeq and is a predicted model, not a curated record.